This is a messenger RNA of Rotaria sordida, 1160 nucleotides long. Lineage: Eukaryota; Metazoa; Rotifera; Eurotatoria; Philodinida; Philodinidae. The record is from the annotation of a GenBank genome assembly.
AUGGAAAUUUUACGUGCUGAAUCAAACGAAUUUCAUCAUUUAAAAAAUAAUGAUGGUCCAACAGAUUCUUCACCAUUAUCAUCAACAAUUGAUGAUGAUGAUGAUGAUCAUUUUUCAAAUGUGAGUACACAUGAUGAAAAGGUUCAAUCAACUAAUACAAUUAAAAAUGAAAAUGAUGAUAAAACAACAAAUGAAAAUAAAGAUUCUUUAAAUAUAUCACCAAUUAUAAAUCGUUCAAUAUCAACAAUUGAUUAUACACGUCAUCGUGAACGUCUUGCAAAAGAACUUAAAGAUUAUGAAGAUCGUUGGUUAGCACAUAGAAAUUUUCUUCUAUAUACACAAUCAUUUGCAAUGAAACCCGAGGAUCGUGAACGUUUAUUUGCACAAUUAAAUACAACUAAUAGUACUACUACUACUACUAAUCAUAAUAACAAUGAAGAAAAUUCUCCUUUACAUCAAUUACAAAUUCAACAACAAUUAUUUCAUCGUUUAUCAAAAGAAGAGCGAGAUCGAUUUUUAGCAGUUGCUUUAUAUCAACAACAACAACAACAACAACAACAAAAUCCUUAUAGUUUUCAUUCAUAUCCAUGGACAAAUCCAACAACUCCAUCAAUUCUUUCUCCAACAGCAAAUAUUGUUUCACAAAUACAAUCAUCUUCUGAUCAUCAACAACCAAAAUCACCAAGUUCAGAUGAUAGUGGUAAUCAAUCAAAUUCUGGUAGUACAACUGAAUGGACUUUUGAAGAACAAUUUCGUCAGGUAAAUUGAUAUUUAUUAUCUGAUAUUUGAUUGAGUAGAAAUCAAUUAGGUUCCGUCUGACUAUUUCUCUAUCUCUAUCGAGAUCUAUCUAUUGCUUCUGUUUGCACAUCAUUUGGAUUGUGUGCAUCACUCGCUCUUUCUUUUGUAGAACGAACGAGUGUUGAUAGCUUUGAGGCAAUAAUUAAUUGAAAUGUUUGGUAUAUAUAUAGAUUGGGUACCACAAGAGAUGUAACAAAAGCUCAUUCAUCUAUGCUCUUUUUCAUAAGUAGCACUUAUCUAUUAUUGAAGACACACGAGUUAAGAGAGAAAUCAAAAGCACAUCUAUCUUCUCUCUUCAUCUUGCACAAUAAUUUCAUAGGUUAAAUAUAUCAAUACAUCUAUCAAAGGUAGAUCAAGGCAAA